AUGUUAUAUGGUUUACUAACUUUGGCGCCUUGUUCACUUUUAAAAACGCUCAUUAAUCUGUGGUACCUAGACGACGGUGUCAGUGCAGGUAACCCGCCAACAGUUCGCGACGCAUUGUUGGAACUCCGCGGAGCGGCCGCUGAAAUUGGUCUGGAACUAAACACGAAGAAAUGCGAACUGUACAUAGACGGGGGAAGUGCCAACGAGCGCGCGGAAGUGGUCCGGAUGUUUAUGGACGUGGCACCGGAUAUACGCGUCGUCACGCCGGACAAGCUAGAGCUGCUGGGAUCUCCUCUAUUACCGGAAGCAGUUGUGGGCGCGUUGAUGAAGAAGGUCGGUCAAGCACAAGUGCUGGCCGACCAGCUCGAAUGUUGGCAAUACCCGGAAGCGCUACAGAAGUUUGAUGAAACGAUACGGACCAAGGCGGAACAGCUGACAAAUGUCGCAAUGACUGAUACGGUAUGGGAGCAAGCUGCGCUACCUACGAAGUUCGGCGGGCUGGGUUUGGUGAAAGCAGCAGAUGUGGCGCUCGCUGCUUAUGCCUCAUCGUUGCACGGAGUUGCCGACGUGGUGUACAGUAUUGUCCGCAGUAACUCUAUCCGAGAAAAAUGUACGCGCCUUACAGAAGUAUGGACGAGUCGCUACACGACCGAAGCCCCAGAACCGAAAACCGCCGCUUUCAGUCACGGACAGCAGUACAGCACACUAGAACUGCGACCCGCAUGGUGGAGAACGCCGACGUAA
Paramacrobiotus metropolitanus is the source of this 744-nucleotide messenger RNA. RefSeq lists its product as uncharacterized. The record is from RefSeq and is a predicted model, not a curated record. The transcript has 2 exons. Bases 1 to 744 code for a protein of 247 amino acids. NCBI's taxonomy places the organism in Eukaryota, Metazoa, Tardigrada, Eutardigrada, Parachela, Macrobiotidae.